This is a messenger RNA of Kuraishia capsulata CBS 1993, 924 nucleotides long. RefSeq lists its product as uncharacterized. Bases 1 to 924 code for a protein of 307 amino acids. The record is from RefSeq and is a predicted model, not a curated record. Gene Ontology annotation, molecular function: ATP binding; ATP hydrolysis activity. The transcript has a single exon. NCBI's taxonomy places the organism in Eukaryota, Fungi, Ascomycota, Pichiomycetes, Pichiales, Pichiaceae.
AUGCCAAGUGAAUAUGCUAUUAUCACAGAGGGCCUAUCAUACAAGUUUCCCAACAAUGACCGAGUGGGAUUGUAUGAUAUCAACAUCCACCUGAAGAAGGGUUCUCGUCUGCUGCUGGUGGGACCGAAUGGGGCUGGAAAAUCUACUUUACUGAAGAUCUUGGCCGGCCAAAAGUUGAUCAAUAUGGGAACGAUUCUGCUUGAUGGUGUGAAUCCUUUUGAGCUAUCCAAGACCCAGGCUGCGAGGGAUGCACACAACCAGUUCGUGGUGACGUACCUUGGAACUGAAUGGGCCAACAACGAGAUCACAAAGAGAGACAUUCCCGUAAUUUUGCUGGUAAAUAGCAUUGGUGGUGAGAUAUAUCCAGAGAGAAGAGAUGAACUGAUUAAUUUGCUAGAUAUCGACAUCACGUGGAGGAUGAACCAGAUCAGCGAUGGAGAACGAAGGAGAGUCCAACUACUCAUGGGGCUUUUGAAGCCCUGGAACCUUUUACUUCUGGAUGAGGUUACUAUUGAUCUGGAUGUAUUGGUCAGAAGCAGACUCAUGGACUUCUUGAGGCUCGAGUGUGAGACCAGAAGUGCUACAGUGGUAUAUGCGACACACAUUUUUGACGGAUUGGGAACCUGGCCAACUGAAAUAGAGCAUCUCAGCGGAGGCGUUCAAAGGAAGCACUAUUCUUUGCAAGAUGUCAAGUUUGUGAACAAGAAGAGCGAAAUCCCCGUUUCGAACUUGGAAGUCGAAAAAACGGAUAGCUUCCAUCCCCUCGCCCUGGAGUGGCUCCACGAGGACCUGGAAGCCAGGGGUGAAAGAACAGACGAUAAGACAAGGCCCAAGUGGUCCGAAGUCUCGGAGAAGGCUCAAUCUACCUAUUUCGACAAGUCAGACCGUGUGACUGACUAUUUCCUAAGAACAAGGAAGAUAUGA